Arabis nemorensis is the source of this 1035-nucleotide messenger RNA. Lineage: Eukaryota; Viridiplantae; Streptophyta; Magnoliopsida; Brassicales; Brassicaceae. The record is from the annotation of a GenBank genome assembly.
AUGGGAUCAGAUCAAGGGUUUUCACGGUCGGAUACAUUAGAGAUUAAAGCUCUCAUUUUUCGAGAAAUCGGGAAUCAAAGAGCUGAGAGUUACUUUGAUCAGCUUGGAAGAUUCUUUGCCUUAAGGAUCACAAAGUCUGAAUUCGACAAGUUCUGUAUCAAGACGAUUGGUAGGCAAAACAUUCCUCUUCAUAACCGUCUCAUUCGUUCCAUCAUUAAGAACGCUAGUGUUGCCAAGUCUCCACCUUUGAGAUAUUCGAAGAAAGGUGGGAACUUUGUUGGUAGAUUCGGUCAUGGGAACUCAAAGAGUAGUCAGAUUCAGCCGCAUUAUGCGGAUUCUGCGUUCUCUCCUUCGACUCGGAAAUGCAGGUCGAGAAAGUUUAGAGACCGGCCGAGUCCGCUUGGUCCACUUGGGAAGCCUCAGAGUAUAACUACAACAAAUGAGGAGUCGAUGUCGAAGGCACAAAGUGCUACUGAACUGCUUUCUCUAGGAAGUAGACCUCCCGUGGAAGUUGUAUCUGUGGAAGAAGGAGAAGAGGUUGAACAAAUCGCAGGAAGUCCAAGUGUCCAGAGCCGGAGUCCUGUCACUGCUCCGCUCGGUGUUUCUAUGAAUCUUAGGAGCGGAAUCACUAGAAAGUCUAUCUCCAAUGUAUCUAAAUCUUGCAGUAGUUUCAACCGUGAGAGUUGUCAGAGCAGCGGUGAACUACCCGAUACAAGAACUUUGAGGAGUCGGCUAGAGAAAAGAUUGGAGAUGGAAGGGCUGAAGAUAUCUAUGGACUCUGUUAGUCUUCUUAAUAACGGAUUAGAUGCGUUUAUGAGAAGACUGUUCGAACCUUGUUUGAGUUUGGCUAAUACUCGAUGUGGGAACAAACGAGCGAGAGAGAUGAAUUACCAGCACACACAGCAAAACCACAGAAGGCUUUCAUAUGUAUCGAUGUCUGAUUUUUGUGCUGGUAUGGAGUUGGAUCCUCAGAUUCUUGGUGAAGACUGGCCUAUACAUAUGGAGAAGAUAUGUUCCCGUGCUUCAGACGAGUAA